Messenger RNA from Marmota monax (woodchuck), 1187 nucleotides. It is a transcript of the gene CUNH10orf62, whose product is annotated as chromosome unknown C10orf62 homolog. NCBI's taxonomy places the organism in Eukaryota, Metazoa, Chordata, Mammalia, Rodentia, Sciuridae. The coding region runs from base 1 to 1068 and encodes 355 amino acids. The record is from RefSeq and is a predicted model, not a curated record. The transcript has 2 exons.
AUGAGGGAUGUGCUCAGCAGUGCUCUUAGCUCUGCUGCUGGGAGUAGGGUCCUGGAGACCUUCUUGGAGUUCAUCCAGCAACCAUCAUGCAAGGUGGUGCUGGGAACUAUCCUCUUGCUUGGAGGCGGAGGCCUUAUUCUGUGGACUCAGAGAAAAAGGAGAAGGAAGACAUCCACUCAGUCUCCACGAAAUGAAUCACCAGAAUGCCGCAAAGCGAAUGACAACUGGAUCAAAUCUCAUUUUAGCCGCCUUUCUGACGAGAAGCUGGUCUCCACCAAAUGUGUCGGUGUCAACAACAAUGCCUCCCAAUGCUUUGGGAGUGGGAGUGGAGAGGACAACACCACUAUUCGCAUGGAGACUAUUACCACCAAGCAAGGAGAGGAGGGCACAGCUAUGCACAGGGAGUCCUUCACCAGCAAGCAGAAGAUGUGUGGGCCUUCAGUGAUCAAAGAGACCCUCAAAGAAUCUGGAAAAUCCUCAUCCACAGAUGAGGCCAUAUGGGCUGCCGUGGUUGCUUGUACCAAGGAGAUUGAUACGAAGGGGCAGCGCCUGGCUAACUCUAUGCUGCAGCGAGCCACAGCUUACCAGCACUCAGGCCACUUGGAGGCCAAGGAUGUCACCCCAGAGGAACUGAAGGCCCUCGAGGAAGUGGAGAUUAAGCUGAAAGUGAAUUUCCUCGCCCAGAGGGAAGACACCAUCGCUGGUGCCAACCACCCACACACUUUCCGUGGCCACAGUCACCAUGGCCACCAGGGUCGUCCUGGCCACAAAAGCCAACAUGGUCAUCUAGUUUACCCGAGCCACCAGGGUCAUCUGGGCCACCCAAGCCAUCAAGGUCUUCCAGGUCACCCAAGCCACCAGAACCAUCCAGUCCUCUCAAGUCACCAAGGUCUUCUGGGUCACCCAAGCCACCAGAGCCAUUCAGUUCACGCAAGCCAGCAGAACCAUUCAUGUCACUCAAGCCAGCAGAGCCAUUCAGGGCACCUAAGCCAGCAGAACCAUUCAGGUCACCCAAGCCACCAGAGCCAUAGUGUGCCCAGUCGCAGCCACCAAAACUGUGACUCUUGAAGGCACCUAACCAUGUACCCCUUCCCCCAGCAGGGCUGGCCCACAUACACAGGCCUGUUUUCCCUCCUUUUGGGAAUCCUCUGGGCCCAGGGUGAGAUGCUGCUGCCAAAUCCCUUCUU